AUGCUUCUGUUUCGUCAACCGAUAGCAUCAAGACUGAUAUUGUCAUGUUCCAAACAAACAUGGAAAAGCUCAUCCUUGCCCAUAAUAAAACUGUCAAUGGCUACUUAUAGAACAAGUCGCCCAACCCUGUUUAAACAAUCAGCGUUAACAGUUUGGCAAAAGGCAAUUCCACCUACCAUCACACCAAAAAACCCUCCCAAUGUCAUCACCACGCCGAAGAAUACCGCAGCAUCUUCACCAAAGAUUCCAACAAUUUCAGAGAUGAAAAUCUUGAAGGAUCUAUUCAAAUAUAUAUGGCCUAGAGGUGACAAUAAAGUCAGGAUAAGGGUCGUCAUCGCCAUAUCUCUCUUAAUUGGUGCUAAAUUAUUAAAUGUACAAGUGCCCUUCUUCUUCAAACAGACAGUGGAUGCCAUGAAUAUAACAUGGGAUGAUCCAACGGUAGCACUCCCCGCGGCAAUAGGGUUAACUAUCUUAUGUUAUGGAUUUGCCAGGUUUGGUGCUGUUCUAUUUGGUGAAGUGAGAAAUGCUGUUUUUGCUAAAGUGGCUCAAAAUGCUAUCAGAACGGUUUCGUUACAAACAUUUCAACAUUUAAUGAAAUUGGAUCUGGGAUGGCAUUUAAGUAGACAAACAGGUGGAUUGACUAGGGCAAUGGAUAGAGGUACUAAAGGUAUCUCAUAUGUUCUCAGUGCAAUGGUUUUCCACAUCUUACCCAUCACAUUUGAAAUUUCUGUGGUGUGUGGGAUUCUGACCUAUCAAUUCGGUGCAUCUUUCGCUGCCAUUACUUUCACAACCAUGAUUCUUUACUCUAUCUUCACCAUUAGAACCACAGCAUGGAGAACUCAAUUCAGAAGAGAUGCUAACAAGGCCGAUAAUAAAGGUGCUAGUGUCGCAUUGGAUUCGUUGAUUAAUUUUGAAGCCGUUAAAUAUUUCAAUAACGAGAAAUAUCUGGCAGAUAAAUACCACACAUCAUUGAUCAAAUAUAGAGAUUCACAAAUUAAAGUAUCACAAUCAUUAGCAUAUUUGAAUUCAGGUCAAAACUUAAUAUUCACCUCCGCAUUGACCGCUAUGAUGUAUAUGGGUUGUACAGGUGUCAUUGGUGGCGAUUUAACCGUGGGUGAUUUAGUAUUAAUCAAUCAAUUGGUUUUCCAAUUAUCUGUGCCAUUGAAUUUCCUUGGUAGUGUAUAUCGUGAAUUGAAACAAUCGUUAAUUGAUAUGGAAUCUUUGUUCCAAUUGAGGAAGAAUGAAAUCAAGAUUGAAAAUGGUACCAAUCCAAUAGUCUUGAAAGCUUCUGAUGGUCCAUUUGAGAUUACCUUUGAAAAUGUUACAUUUGGAUAUGACUCCAAGAGAAAAAUCUUAAAUAACGCUUCAUUCACCAUUCCAGGUGGGUUAAAGACCGCUGUGGUGGGCCCAAGUGGAAGUGGUAAAUCCACAAUCUUGAAGCUUGUGUUUAGAUUUUAUGAUCCAGAACAAGGACGAAUCUUAAUCAACGGGGUUGAUGUUAAGGAAUACGAUGUAGAUUCAUUGAGAAGAGUCAUGGGUGUGGUACCUCAGGAUACACCAUUGUUUAAUGAUACCAUUUGGGAAAAUGUUAAAUUUGGCCGCAUUGAUGCCACAGAUGAAGAGGUUCAUACUGUCAUUGAAAAGGCACAGUUAGCACCAUUAAUUAAAAAAUUACCACAGGGCUAUGAAACAAUUGUUGGUGAAAGAGGUAUGAUGAUCAGUGGUGGUGAGAAGCAGAGGCUGGCCAUUGCUCGUGUUCUCUUAAAGAAUGCCAAGAUCAUGUUCUUUGAUGAAGCUACGAGUGCGUUAGAUACACAUACAGAACAAGCGUUAUUAACUACUAUUAGGGCCAAUUUCGAGAGCGGGUCAAGAACUAGUGUAUACAUUGCCCACAGACUAAGAACAAUUGCGGAUGCUGAUAAGAUUAUUGUCUUGGAAGAUGGUGCCGUUAAGGAAGAAGGUACACAUUCGGGCUUACUUGCAACCCCAGGCUCUUUGUACGCCAAUCUCUGGAACAUCCAAGAAAACCUGGACGUGAUAGAGGAUGAGCUGAAAACGCAGGAGGAGGUUCUACUGCAGAAGAAGAAGGAAGAGGAGGAGAAGCUGUAG
This is a messenger RNA of Naumovozyma castellii, 2109 nucleotides long. RefSeq names its product ATP-binding cassette Fe/S cluster precursor transporter ATM1 (gene ATM1). The transcript has a single exon. The record is from RefSeq and is a predicted model, not a curated record. Lineage: Eukaryota; Fungi; Ascomycota; Saccharomycetes; Saccharomycetales; Saccharomycetaceae. The coding region runs from base 1 to 2109 and encodes 702 amino acids.